This is a messenger RNA of Tribolium castaneum (red flour beetle), 1207 nucleotides long. RefSeq lists its product as uncharacterized. Bases 19 to 1194 code for a protein of 391 amino acids. The record is from RefSeq and is a predicted model, not a curated record. Lineage: Eukaryota; Metazoa; Arthropoda; Insecta; Coleoptera; Tenebrionidae. The transcript has a single exon.
CACGUCCUAAAAAUAUCGAUGUUUGCCCGAAAUCCGACUGCAGUAAAACUAAAUGCAAAUAAAUCGAGCGCUGCUUUUAGCGGAGUUGAUGGAAACGUUUUGGCCCAAUUGUCGCAAAGUAUGGAUUUUGUUGCCGAUAUUUCAUCGGAGUUUCCGUUCUAUGGGCAAACGCUCCGAAAUGGUAGUGUCACAGGAACUUUGGGGGCUGUGGCCAAAGGGGUUGUUGAUUUAGCAAUGAACGGGAGAUUUAUAGUCGGACAGGAAUAUGACUGUGUGGAGUUUACUGUGGCUUACAGUAACGAUAAAAUUUGCGUGGUUGCCCCAAAAUCUGGACGAAUUCCACACUGGGCGGAGAUUUUCCACAGUUUUAGACUGAGAGUUUGGUUGUUGAUUUUCCUGGUCAUAAUAAUGUCGCUGCUGAUUUGGUGUGCGUUUGAGAGAAGUUGGGGAAAAGUCUGGAUAGAAAUGUGCAGUAUUUUCAUAAACGUUCCAGUGAAACUGUCCUUAAACUGGGAAAGAAAAAUCUAUUUGACGUUCCUUUUGCAAUUUCUGGUGAUAAUAAAUGGGAUCUUUCAAGGGAAUCUCAUCAAGACGUUCAGUGCCGUGUCCUACUACCCUGACAUCAACACUUUAGAACAGCUGGACCACUCAGGACUGAAAAUUCUAACUUCGCUCGGAGUUUUCAAUAAUAACGAGUCAGAAUUGUUCAAACACUUGCAAGGCAAAGUGGUUGAUAGAAACCAGUCCGCCAUCGAACGAGUCGCUUAUUGCAAAGAUAUUGUCGCUUUAGAGCGCAAAAACGAUGCCAAUUUGUUCAAGUCUGUUUAUGUUUCUUCAGAUGGUACUUCCUUGAUCCAUCUUGUUCAAGAAUGUCCCAUUUCGUACCAUCUUGGGUUUAUUGUGACUGAAGGGUCGCCGUAUUUGCCCCGAGUAAAUCAGUUAGUGAGAAGAAUGUUCGAGUGUGGUUUAACACAAAAGUGGUACAGUGACAUGUCUCAAAAAAUUAUAAUCAAAAUGAGGUUUGGUCAAAAAGUCAAGGAAAAUCGAAAAGUGAAGGCGUUUUCGUUGUACGACAUGCAGUUGGUGUUUUUAACACUGGUUUUAGGUUUGAUGUGCUCUAUUGUUGUUUUUGUUGGCGAACGUGGGCUUUAUUGUUAUAGAAAAUAUUUAAUUGUGUAUGAAAUCGUACAGUAAAGGUUACGUCAAC